AUGGCGCAUCCAGUUCGAAAAUUCCAGAUUAUCAAGGGACCUACAGGACCCUCUCCAAUCACCCCAGAGCAAAGGUAUUGGAAAGGAUUUAAAUCAGCCCAAAAUGUUUCGUUCCAAUCGCCCGUUACGCAUAUAUCAUAUCCUCCACCUCCCGUGAGUCCUCUUCAAUCUUCAGCCAACGACUAUUUUGUCGCAACUAGUGGUACGCGAGUACAAAUUUAUUCAAUCAAGACGCGAGCAUUGGUCAAAACUAUCAGUCGAUUCACUGAUAUAGCGCAUUGCGGUGAAAUACGACGAGAUGGACGACUACUUGUUGCAGGUGAUGAAACAGGCAAAGUUCAGGUCUUUGACGUUCAAUCAAGAGCAAUACUCAAAACUUGGGACGAACACAAGCAGCCAGUCUGGAUAACCAAAUUUUCACCUCAUAAAUCUGGCAUGAUCAUGAGCACAAGUGACGACCGUACCGUGCGAUUAUGGGACUUACCAAGCAAUUCAAGUAUCACCACUUUUAACGGUCACACAGAUUAUGUGCGAUGCGGUAAUAUACUACCUGGGACUAUGUCCAAUCUAAUUGUUAGUGGAAGCUAUGAUGGGACUGUUCGAAUUUGGGAUCCAAGACUUCAAGGUAAAGCAACUAUGACAUUCAAGCACGCUGCACCGGUUGAAGAAGUAAUUUCGAUGCCGUCUGGUACGCAUAUUAUUACAGCAGCAGAUAACCAGAUUUAUGUGUUGGACAUUGUCGCCGCUAGACCCCUACACAUUCUUAAAAAUCACCAGAAGACAGUUACAUCGCUUUAUCUAUCAUCAAAAGGUACGAGAUUAGUUAGCGGUGGACUAGACGGGCAUAUAAAAAUAUAUGAAACGUCUAGUUGGAAUAUUGUUCACGGCUCAAAGUAUCCCUCGCCCGUGCUCGCUGUCAGUGUUAUUAGUGCUGGAGUAAAUAAUGAAGAUAAGCAUCUUGUAGUCGGCAUGCAGUCAGGGAUGAUGUCGAUAAAAACAAAGCUCUCAGGGCAAGAAAGGGUCAAGCAAAGAGAACGCGAGGAAGAGAUGCAAGCACUUAUAAGUGGUAAUUUAGAGCAACAUGAUAAGUUAGCUAAAAAACGAGCCCGUGGAACUGAGAAGAAACUUCGUGGUAUAGAUUUUGUCGGUGAAGGCGCGGCAGUCAUUAUUGAGGGACAAGAACAAAGGAAGCGAAAAACAGAAACCUCCUGGGAGAAAGACCUUAGAACAGGAAAAUUCUCUCAAGCUCUAGAUCAGGCCCUUGAGAAAAAUCUAUCCUCAAUUACCAUAUUAUCCCUCUUAACUGAGCUACGUCACCGAAACGCUUUACGGACUACACUUGAAGGAAGGGACGAAUUAACGGUUCAGCCCAUCUUUAAAUGGGUCACUAAACACUUGACGGAUCCCCGAUACGUUAAUAUUUGUACUGAUGUUUCACUUAUUUUGCUUGAUAUCUACUCAGAACAUGUUAGCGACUCAGUUGAGCUGGAGAAGACUAUACGAGCAUUAGAUCGCCGAGUUCGUACAGAAGUAGCAAGAACUCAACAGGCGUGCCAGAUAAAUGGAAUGUUAAAGAUGCUAGCUACAGAACUGCAUUAA
Blumeria graminis f. sp. triticale is the source of this 1599-nucleotide messenger RNA. Lineage: Eukaryota; Fungi; Ascomycota; Leotiomycetes; Helotiales; Erysiphaceae. The record is from the annotation of a GenBank genome assembly.